UCUUGUUCUCUGCGUCAUCCCACCUCUUCAUAAAUUCUUGAAUUUCAAGGCCACCCGGUCGAUUGGAUUGUAGAUUUGGCGCGGUUGAUUUUACUGCUCAAACAGAUCAUAAGAACAAACCAUGUGGGUUCUGACUCAUUGCGGAUAUCAGAACCACCCUGUUAUGCUAGAAUCAGUUAUUGGUCUCAAGCUCUGGACUUGGAAAAAUGAAGAUCCUAAAGGCUGAUGUUGGAGCACUUAGCAAUUUUGAAGUGCUUGAAUUCCUAAGAUCUAGAGGGGCUUCAAACAAUGAUAUAGGACAGCUGAAAGUAAAACCAUCUGAGUAUAAGGUUUUUGAAUAUUUGGAUAAUACUCCUGCUGGCACUCAAACAAAAGAGAGCGUGGAAGAGUUCAAGGAAAAGUGUAAACAAUAUGACCUUGGGAAUGACAAGAUCCUCAAUAUUAUUAACACUAUGCCAGCUUCAGUGGUUGAAAUAUUUGCGAUUGUAGAGGAUAAUGCAGAUGAGCUAGUAGAGCUGGUUGCAGAGGUAUUGACUCCUGCAGCAGCAUCCCCUAAACCUGAAGCAGGUAAUGGUGAGAUAGGUGGAGAGGCCAUGAAUGUGGAACAAAUUGAACUAAACGAUGACAAUAUAGAAACUACCUGAAUGAGGGAAAGGAUCAAUGGAGACUAGUUGAUGCGCAGCGUUGUUUGUCUUAUAUGUUGACAGAUGCAUUCAUGUUCCCAACGAUUGUCACAUGUAUGUGAUUGUUAGUAGAAAUGAUACUAGAAUUACCAUCCCUUAUGUCUACAGUUUUAACUCUGUUUAGUGAA
Messenger RNA from Argentina anserina (silverweed cinquefoil), 811 nucleotides. RefSeq lists its product as uncharacterized. NCBI's taxonomy places the organism in Eukaryota, Viridiplantae, Streptophyta, Magnoliopsida, Rosales, Rosaceae. Gene Ontology annotation, molecular function: nucleotide binding. Gene Ontology annotation, cellular component: RNA polymerase III complex. The coding region runs from base 207 to 644 and encodes 145 amino acids. Gene Ontology annotation, biological process: transcription initiation at RNA polymerase III promoter. The transcript is spliced from 5 exons. The record is from RefSeq and is a predicted model, not a curated record.